Chenopodium quinoa (quinoa) is the source of this 1518-nucleotide messenger RNA. RefSeq names its product vesicle transport protein SEC20-like. The coding region runs from base 441 to 1316 and encodes 291 amino acids. Gene Ontology annotation, cellular component: endoplasmic reticulum; SNARE complex. The record is from RefSeq and is a predicted model, not a curated record. Gene Ontology annotation, molecular function: SNAP receptor activity. Gene Ontology annotation, biological process: retrograde vesicle-mediated transport, Golgi to endoplasmic reticulum. NCBI's taxonomy places the organism in Eukaryota, Viridiplantae, Streptophyta, Magnoliopsida, Caryophyllales, Amaranthaceae. The transcript is spliced from 9 exons.
AAAAAUUUCUUAAAAAGGAAUACGUGACUAAAAAGAAAGGAGGUAGUAUUAAAUUAGAAAAAAAAAAUCGUCUAUUACUCUCUCUAUUAAGGUGAAUAAUUCUUUCCUUAAAAAAAAAAAAAAAAAAAAAAAAAAAAAAAAAAAAAAAAAAACUAGUUAAUAAUUCUUCUUUGAUUGAAAAAAUCUUGCCCUCUUUUUACCCAUUUCCUUUCAUCCCUUCCCGUUCAAUUCCCUUCCCUUUAUUAUUGUUUUUUUUUUCUUUAAUUGCCCUCAGUCUCCAUUGAAGCGCAGUCCACGUUCUCCAUUGAAGCAGCUUCUGUGGGUUCGAAAUUUUGGACUAUUGAUUCAAAUUACAUUACGACCGAUUAUGUUGCUAGAGAAGAAAACUAUUUUCCUAAUUUGAUAAUUGAAUCAAAUGUUAUUACUUCUGACUAUACAUAAUGGAUGAGAUUGCUAAGGCUGUGGAGGAAGUUAAGAAACAGUGGUCUGAAACAAGUUUUCAGACUCAAGGACAUAUAAAGGCGAUAGAAGAUUAUGAUAGUUCUAGAGACAUUAGUGGAGAGAAGAAUUCGCUUCCUCGAUUAAACGGUUUGGCGCAGGAUGGUCUUGCUAUGCUUAGCUCAUUGCAUCUUAAGCUUGAUACAUUGGCUCCUCAACUUCCAACCUACGACGAGGUUCAGUCUGCCCAAGCUCUUCUCGAGAACUGGAAGGAACAAUCUCAAAGCUUGCGAAUUGCUUUGAGGAAUGCUAAUUUGCAAGCGAAGGUGAACAGCAGGAAAACUGCUCAGAAAGAGAGGGAACUUCUUCUAGGCGGUGGUAGCGAGUCUACUGCGCGUAGACGUAAUUUACAGACAAAGGCCGGGAUGACGUCUACAGCUGAAAGCAUUACUGAGAGCCUUCGUCGUAGUCGCCAGAUUAUGGCUCAGGAGUUGGACAGAAGUACAAGUACAUUAAUGACUUUUGAGGAAUCGACUGGAACAUUGAAGAAAGCUGAAAGUGAAUACAAAGGACAUCGAUCAUUGUUGAUGCGAACACGUAACCUACUUUCCACGAUGCAGCGCCAAGACCUUAUAGACCGAAUCCUAAUUUUUGCAGGGUUCCUCGUCUUCUCUCUAGUUGUUCUUUAUGUUGUUUCAAAGCGUAUUGGAAUAUUGAAACUGCAGAGAGUAGUUGUUGCAUCCUUAAAAGCAGGUAUGUAUCGAGGAGCUGGUGCUGGACAACCAGUGGCAGAUGGACUCAAUGUUGUACAGCAUGAUAAUGUACCUCCAACAAUUGGAGCAAACCCCGCUCAAAAUGUCUUGCGUGAUGAACUUUGAAUAUGUUGUUAUUUUGUUCUUUUAAAUAUUCCUAAUUGUGGCUCUGCGCGCGCGGUCCUCAAAGGAGAUGAUAAUUGUCCGUAAAUUAUGUAUACUGUCACAUAGUUACAUGUUAAUUAUGUUUGCGAAGUAUACAAAUUUUGUAUGCAUGUAAAAAUACAUAUUAAGGAAAAAUAUGAAAAGUAGAAAUAUUAGAAAUUAA